AGAAGACAGUGCGUAGGGGUACGGGUAGAUCUAGAUUUCUUCCUUCAAACUAGUCUAGUGAGAUGGCAGAAGCUUGUGAAAGCAGAGAAUAUCUUACAAUUUCGGUUUUGAAGAGAGAAUUUGAAGUAACUGAUUCUCAGUUAGACACAAAGGUAAAAGAAAUUGAAAUACCUCAGUUAGCGGCAUGUUUCGACAACACCGAUGACUAUCUUGAAAAGCUGGAGCUAUCACCUGGACAGCAAACUGACGUGACCGAAGAGAAAGCUAAAACACGUUUAAAUCGAACUCAAGCUGGAAUGAAACUUGCCCUAAAAUACUGGCUAUACAAGAACCAACUGCAAGCCACUUUCCGAGCUCUGCUACUCAUCAUACUCUCCCUGCUCAAAGGAGACGUUGCUGUUCAAGUGUGCAAGUACUUGUCUGACAAAUAUACGCUCUCAUCGUACAAAAAUGAUCAGCUGGAAUUUCCCUACACGUACAUGUAUUAUCUACGAAAUCACUACCAAACUCAAGCAUUUGGAUCAUCCACACAAUGGCCUCCCGUCCCGAUAACGAGAAUUUUCAAAUUGGCCAUGAUUCAGAAGGAGAAUGUACAGAGACGUAGAAUUGAUGAUGAAUUUGUUACGCAAACAAUAACUGGAAGAGUUGAUGAUAUAUUACAAAAGAAAGCCCCUGUUUGCAUAGAAGAUAUUUUCACUCAAUGUGAAAGAAGAAAACUUGUUUUGAUUGAAGGAGCUCCCGGCUCUGGAAAGAGUACCCUUGCUCUACACAUCUGUCAAGAGUGGGCAGAGGGAAAAUUAUUCCAAGAGUUCGAUAUUGCAGUCCUCUUAAGACUCAGAGACCCGCUAAUUAGAAAAGCUAAAUCAAUCGAUGACAUCCUCCCCUGUAAAAAGUCGGCAGUUGCACAUCAGGUAGGACCUAGUAUUGUAAACAGUGAUGGCAAAGGUGUACUGUGGGUGCUUGAUGGAUGGGACGAGCUUCCUUCUGACCUCCCUCGAGACUCAAUCCUUAACAAAAUUAUCCCCUUGGAUUCGUGUAGUGAGACAUUACUCAACCAAUCCGCUGUAAUCGUAACAUCUCGACCAUCAUCUUCAGCUGAGCUCCACCCACUAGUUUCAUCCAGGCUGGAAGUUUUGGGGUUCACUCCAUUUGAACUGGAGCAGUAUUUCACUGAGUGUCUACAAGGCGACACAGAGUCAGUACAAAUUUUACUGGGAAAAAUUCGAGAGAAUCCUGUUGUAGAAGGCAGCUGUUACCUCCCCCUCAAUGCUUCCAUUGUAGCCCAUGUUUUUCUCUCUGGAGACCACUCAAUCCUCACAUCUAACCAUGCAAUAUUCACUUCUGUGGUUAGAUUUAACUUAUCACUCUACAUGCAAAAUCGAUUAGGUGUAGCUCCAAAGAAAGCUAUGAUCAGGUCUUUAGAUACCAUUCCAAAAAGGAUUAGAAUUGUUUUCCGUCAACUUUGUAAAGUGGCUUAUUACGGAGUAAUAGAGAAUAAAGUCACAUUUACUGCUGAUGAUUUUAAACUUUGUGGCACCUCAGAUAAAGUUGCUGAAAUUGGUUUGCUUCAAGCCGUACCAAGCAUUCUUGUUGAUAAUCGAGAAUUUUAUUACAAUUUUGUUCAUCUUACGAUUCAAGAGCUACUGGCUGCAGUUCACAUAUCUCACAUGUCCUCAACUGAUCAAAUGGCUAUCUUUAAGAAAAUGUUUGGUCACCCUCGAUUCACAUCAGUGUUUAAGUUUUAUGCGAAGUUGACCAAGCUCAGGGCACAUCGGCCACUUAUGAGCUUGCUACCAAAAGUAAUUUUUCCAAGUUCACCUCGAGGAAUAUUGGAUCUAAUCACUGAAAUUUUGAUGGAAAGACGAAACUUGCAAAUUAUUUCUCUACUCCACUGCCUGUAUGAAGCUGAAGACACGUCGUUGUGUGUGUUCGUUGCUAGUCGUCUCGGUUUAAAACUAGAUCUUUCUCACACUCUGCUGAGUCCCCUAGAUUGUCUCUCUAUUGGGUAUUUUUUGUCACUGGUUUGUAUGAGCAAUAUGAAAGGAGGUUUUACAGUUAAUCUUACUGACUGUUGCAUGAGUGAUCAGGGAUGCAAAUUCUUGGUUCAUGGACUAAGAAAGUGUCUUUAUUCUCACUCUAGGAAAUCAUGUAAACUUGAUCUUCUUCUCUUGGCUAACAGCAUCGGUUGUGAUGGAGCACAGUUCCUAGCAGAAAUUCUCCGGAGUACUAAUGUGUUACGUAAGCUAGACUUGUCUGAAAAUGAGCUAGGCAACAAAGGAAUUUCAUUACUCUGUGAGGCUUUGACAGUAAACACAUCAGUUGAGGUGUUGUACCUGAAAAAAUGCUCGCUGACUAUUGAUGAAGAGUGUGGUUCAGCAAUCUGUCAACUACUAAGCAGAAAUGUUUCGCUCACAUUUCUUAAUCUCUCUUGGAAUCAUAUCACAAACUGUCAUCACAUAGCUGCUGGGCUCGCAAACAACAAAACAUUAACAACAUUACAUCUAUCUAAUUGUGAUCUGACCGAUCAAAGUGUGCAAGAUCUGUCUAAAGGCCUGAACAACUACAUUGAGGAACUGUACAUCCAUGGAUGCAACACAAUCAUAGAAGAACAUGGAAUGCACAUUCUCACAAAUUGUGUUGCAAAUCUUACUGCAUUAAAACACUUGUGGAUCCCCAGCACUUCCAUGAACCAUGUGUUUAUAGAGGUCAAUAAAGAGAGGAGAAAAUAUGGACUUUCAGAAAUCAAAGUGACUUUUCGGAGUCAGUGACAAGCAUGCAGGCAGCUCAAGGAACUUGAAUAAUUAUGUCCAUCAAAUAACUGAUAUUUACAUGGUAUAGUUGUCUUUCAACAGUACGAACAUUUUGUCUGUUCUGUUGGAUAUAAUUAUGUGCAUAUAAGAGUAUACAAUGUACAGUACAACUUAAUUAUUUUUACAUUGCAGUUUACUUUGCACUACUCUCGUGCGGAAAUCAAAAGUUUAUUUUA
Molecule: messenger RNA, 2986 nt
Organism: Halichondria panicea
Lineage: Eukaryota; Metazoa; Porifera; Demospongiae; Suberitida; Halichondriidae
Product: NACHT, LRR and PYD domains-containing protein 12-like
Exons: 4
Coding region: 63-2768 (901 amino acids)
Biological process (GO): positive regulation of inflammatory response
Cellular component (GO): cytoplasm
Molecular function (GO): protein binding
Source: RefSeq, a predicted model, not a curated record